Messenger RNA from Suncus etruscus (white-toothed pygmy shrew), 3538 nucleotides. RefSeq names its product protein kinase D1 (gene PRKD1). The transcript is spliced from 19 exons. The record is from RefSeq and is a predicted model, not a curated record. Gene Ontology annotation, biological process: protein phosphorylation. Gene Ontology annotation, molecular function: ATP binding; protein serine/threonine kinase activity. Bases 1 to 2772 code for a protein of 923 amino acids. NCBI's taxonomy places the organism in Eukaryota, Metazoa, Chordata, Mammalia, Eulipotyphla, Soricidae.
AUGAGCGCUCCCCCGGGGCUGCGGCCGCCCAGCCCGCUCUUGCCCGUGGCCGCGGCGGCCGCGGCGGCGGCGUCGGCGGCCGCGCUGGUGCCCAGCUCCGGCCCGGGCCCCGCCGCGCUCUUCCCCGCGCCUGUCGCCGCCGCCCCGGCCGCGGGCAUCUCUUUCCAUCUGCAGAUCGGCCUGAGCCGCGAGCCCGUGCUGCUGCUGCAGGACUCCGCGGGCGACUACAGCCUGGCGCACGUCCGCGAGAUGGCUUGCUCCAUCGUCGACCAGAAGUUCCCUGAAUGUGGUUUCUAUGGAAUGUAUGAUAAGAUCCUGCUUUUUCGCCAUGACCCUACCUCUGAAAAUAUCCUUCAACUGGUGAAAGCUGCAAGUGAUAUCCAGGAAGGUGAUCUUAUUGAAGUUGUCUUGUCAGCAUCUGCCACUUUUGAAGAUUUUCAGAUCCGUCCCCACGCUCUCUUUGUUCAUUCAUACAGAGCUCCAGCUUUCUGUGAUCACUGUGGUGAAAUGCUGUGGGGUCUGGUACGUCAAGGCCUUAAAUGUGAAGGCUGUGGUCUGAAUUACCAUAAGAGAUGUGCAUUUAAAAUCCCCAACAACUGCAGUGGUGUGAGAAGGAGAAGGCUGUCAAAUGUCUCCCUCACGGGGCUCAGCACCAUCCGCACUGCUUCUGCAGAACUCUCCACCAGUGCCUCAGAUGAGCCCCUUCUGUCUCCUGUGAGUCCUGGUGUGGAGCAAAAGUCACCAUCAGAGUCAUUUAUUGGUCGAGAGAAGAGAUCUAAUUCUCAGUCAUACAUUGGACGUCCAAUUCAACUUGACAAGAUUCUGAUGUCUAAAGUUAAAGUGCCACACACUUUUGUCAUCCACUCCUACACCAGGCCGACUGUCUGCCAGUACUGCAAGAAGCUUCUCAAAGGGCUGUUUAGGCAGGGGCUGCAAUGUAAAGAUUGCAGGUUCAAUUGUCAUAAACGUUGUGCACCAAAAGUACCAAACAACUGUCUUGGAGAAGUGACGAUCAAUGGAGAUUUGCUUAGCCCUGGAGCAGAGUCUGAUGUGGUCAUGGAAGAAGGAAGUGAUGACAAUGACAGUGAACGGAACAGUGGACUCAUGGAUGACAUAGAAGAGGCAAUGGUCCAAGAUGCUGAGAUGGUGAUGGCAGAGUGCCAGAAUGACAGUGGUGAAAUGCAGGAUACAGAUCCAGACCAUGAGGACUCCAAUAGAACCAUCAGCCCCUCAACAAGCAACAAUAUCCCACUAAUGAGAGUAGUACAGUCUGUCAAACACACCAAGAGGAAAAGCAGCACAGUAAUGAAAGAAGGUUGGAUGGUUCACUACACCAGCAAGGACACAUUGCGGAAACGACACUAUUGGAGAUUGGAUAGUAAAUGUAUUACCCUCUUUCAAAAUGAUACAGGAAGCAGGUACUACAAGGAAAUUCCUUUAUCAGAGAUUUUAUCUCUAGAACCAGCAAAACCUUCAUCUUUAACACAUAAUGGGGCCAAUCCUCAUUGUUUUGAAAUCACUACAGCAAAUGUUGUUUAUUAUGUUGGAGAGAAUGUGGUCAAUCCUUCCAGCCCUCCACCAAAUAGUAGUUUCCUUACUAGUGGGGCUGGUGCAGAUGUGGCCAGGAUGUGGGAAAUGGCGAUCCAGCAUGCCCUCAUGCCUGUCAUUCCCAAGGGCUCUGCAGGUUCAGGCACCAACUCACACAGAGACAUUUCUGUGAGUAUUUCUGUUUCAAAUUGCCAGAUUCAAGAAAAUGUGGAUAUCAGCACUGUUUAUCAGAUUUUUCCUGAUGAAGUACUGGGUUCAGGACAGUUUGGAAUUGUUUAUGGAGGAAAGCAUCGGAAAACAGGAAGAGAUGUAGCUAUUAAGAUCAUUGACAAAUUAAGAUUUCCAACCAAGCAAGAGAGCCAGCUUCGUAAUGAAGUUGCAAUUUUACAGAACCUCCAUCACCGUGGAGUUGUGAAUUUGGAGUGUAUGUUUGAGACGCCUGAAAGAGUGUUUGUUGUUAUGGAAAAACUCCAUGGAGACAUGCUGGAGAUGAUCUUGUCAAGUGAAAAGGGCAGGUUGCCAGAACACAUAACGAAGUUUUUAAUUACUCAGAUACUUGUGGCUUUGCGGCAUCUUCAUUUUAAAAACAUUGUUCACUGUGACCUCAAACCAGAAAAUGUAUUACUAGCAUCAGCUGAUCCUUUUCCUCAGGUGAAGCUUUGUGAUUUUGGUUUUGCUCGAAUUAUUGGAGAGAAGUCUUUCCGGAGAUCAGUAGUGGGUACCCCAGCUUACCUCGCUCCUGAGGUUUUGAGGAACAAGGGCUAUAAUCGCUCCUUAGACAUGUGGUCUGUUGGUGUCAUCAUCUAUGUCAGCUUAAGUGGCACAUUUCCUUUUAACGAAGAUGAAGACAUACAUGACCAAAUUCAGAAUGCAGCUUUCAUGUAUCCACCAAAUCCUUGGAAGGAAAUUUCUCAUGAAGCUAUUGAUCUCAUCAAUAAUUUACUGCAAGUGAAAAUGAGAAAGCGCUAUAGUGUGGAUAAGACCUUGAGUCAUCCUUGGCUACAGGAUUAUCAGACCUGGUUAGAUUUACGAGAACUGGAAUGCAAGAUCGGAGAACGUUACAUCACCCAUGAAAGUGACGACUUGAGGUGGGAGCAGUAUGCAGGCGAGCAGGGAAUGCAGUACCCUACACACCUGAUCAAUCCAAGUGCUAGCCACAGUGACAGUCCUGAGACUGAAGAAAUGGAGAUGAAAGCCCUCAGUGAGCGUGUCAGCAUCCUCUGAGUUCCAUCUCCUAUAAUCUGUCAAAACACUGUGGAAUUAAUAAAUACAUACGGUCAGGUUUAACAUUUGCCUUGCAGAACUGCCAUUAUUUUCUGUCAGAUGAGAACAAAGCUGUUAAACUGUUAGCACUGUUGAUGUAUCUGAGUUGCCAAGACAAAUCAACAGAAGCAUUUGUAUUUUGUAUGACCAACUGUGUUGUAUUAACAAAAGUUCCCUGAAACACUAAACUUGUUAUUGUGAAUGAUUCACAUUAUAUUUAAUGCAUUAAACCUGUCUCCACUGUGCCUUUGCAAAUUGCUGUUUUUCAACUUGGAACAUCAAUUUGGUAUGUCUGCAGAUCCUGUCCAUGAAAUAGUUCUGUUUUGUGUUUAUCAUUGGUGAUAUCAUUAUAAACAAACUCUUGAAGAGUAGAUUAUUACCAGUGUUCUAUGAACAACUUCAAACUUGUGAGAAAAAAAAAAGAAUAUUAGGGGAUGAAGAGAAUAGAUAAAAGAUCCCAAGACAAAAUUGCAUGAAGGAGAUUUACUGUACAGUUUUCACUCCUUUUCCUGUAUGAUGUGCCUCUGUAUAUUUAAACUCAAAUAAAUGGAGCUAGGCAUGCCUAUUGCUCUUAAACCUAAAUGCCUUAUAAGUGUAUACCACCACAUAUAACAUAUAUUUUCAGUCUUUAUCACAAUACCUUGCUGUACUAUGGAAAAUCAGCAGCUAACCAAUCUUUUACUUUUGUGUAUUUUUCAGUAAUAACAAAUAAAUAUUCUUCUCAAUA